AUGGACAAUGCAUCUGUAUCAUCAAACAACAUCAAGGCACUUCAAGAAAUCCGAGACUUGCCUGUUGCACUGCUCAAACCAGCAUUUGAUGUUCUAAUACCUGCCGACCAUGCUCCAACAGCUGCUUUCUGGGCGCCGUACACUGACAAAGAGAGGAGCAUUGGAAUGCGAGCAUGCCUUUUAAUCUGGACUAUCACUGACUUCAAGUUUGUUCCUUGGGAGUUCCAACUGGAGGCUACCAUUGCAAUCAUGACUGGGAAGGACUCGCUCGUGGAUGUCAGUACAGGCUAUGGGAAGACUCUCUGCAUGAUAAUACCUUGUCUCUUGGAUCCAGAGAACUUAUCCAUGAUUUUUUCUCCUCUAAAGUGA
Molecule: messenger RNA, 369 nt
Organism: Laccaria bicolor S238N-H82
Lineage: Eukaryota; Fungi; Basidiomycota; Agaricomycetes; Agaricales; Hydnangiaceae
Exons: 1
Coding region: 1-369 (122 amino acids)
Molecular function (GO): nucleic acid binding; ATP binding
Source: RefSeq, a predicted model, not a curated record